GUGUCCAUGUCGAGGAGACUACGAGACCAAAAGGAGUGGGAGGUGCGAGCUUCAACUCUCGCUCGCAACACCCAUAAUCUGAUCAGAGGAAUAGUUGAGAACCUGCAGGUCGAGCCUAACCCAAACAAACAGUUGAUAGCUUUGUCUGUUGGCGACCCUACAACUUUUGGGAAUCUCAAUCCACCAGAGCAAGUUUUAGAUAGUAUUCGCGAGAGUGUUCAAUGGCACACAAGUCGAGGCUACGCUCCUGUAGUAGGGCAUUAUGAAGCAAGGAAAGCAGUGGCAGAGUACACCGCACACCAGGGUAAUGUGUCACCGGACGAUGUUAUUCUGUGCAGUGGAUGUUCACACGCUAUCGAGUUGGCGAUCACGGUACUCGCAGAUUCAGGACAAAAUGUUCUUGUGCCAAGUCCAGCGUUUAUGAUAUACCAAACAGUGGCUGAGGGGCUAGGAAUUAAAAUGAAAUUUUACAAAUUACUACCUGAGAGACAAUGGGAAGCAGAUUUAGACGACUUAGAAAGCCAAAUAGAUGAUGACACCGCCGCACUUGUUGUCAUCAACCCGUCAAACCCGUGUGGGUCAGUUUAUACGAAAGAACAUUUAAAUAAUAUAUUGGACAUAGCAGCUAGAUACCACGUGCCGAUCAUAGCUGACGAAAUUUAUGAACAUUUUGUAUUUUCUGGAAGCGAAUUCACUGCCAUGUCAGCUUUAUCUCAAGACGUUCCUGUACUUACAUGCGGAGGAUUAACGAAGAGAUUUUUAGUGCCUGGAUGGCGUAUGGGUUGGCUAAUUAUACACGACAGGCACAAUAUAUUAGGAAAAGAGAUCCGCAAGGGAUUGAAUAAUGUGGCCAGUAAAAUUUUAGGACCCUGUACAUUGGUACAAAGGGCUCUACCGUCGAUUUUAAAAAAUACACCGCAAAGCUUUUUCGACGAAGUUGUUCUGUUUAUUGAGAAUCAAGCAAAAUUAGCAUAUAGCGAACUUCGAAAGGCGCCUGGGCUUAAACCGGUGAUGCCACAGGGGGCCAUGUACAUGAUGAUUGAAAUUAAGAUGUCCAUGUUCCCGAGGUUUAAAAAUGAACUUCAGUUUGUAGAGCAAUUGGUUGCUGAGCAGUCUGUGUUUUGUUUACCGGGGCAGUGUUUUUGUUAUCCUAACUUUAUGCGUAUUGUUCUGACCGUGCCAGAAGAUAUAAUGCGCGAGGCUUGCCACAGAAUAAUAGUUUUCUGCCAAGAGAACGUCAUUGUUGCGCCAAGAGAAAGACUGGUGGAUUACAAUAGCAGCGAUAUACCCUUGUCCAUUGACAAAGAAGUCAUCUGCGAUAACACCAUACCGCGAGUUCUGGCUCAAACUGAAAAAUUAUAAAGUCGAGUAUGAAUUUGUAGAGCAGGUACCUAAUUUACAAGUUACACAUUAAAUUGUUUUGUUACCAGUAUAGACCUAAAGGCUACAAAAUGCCGGA
Molecule: messenger RNA, 1459 nt
Organism: Amyelois transitella
Lineage: Eukaryota; Metazoa; Arthropoda; Insecta; Lepidoptera; Pyralidae
Product: tyrosine aminotransferase
Exons: 5
Coding region: 7-1362 (451 amino acids)
Biological process (GO): biosynthetic process; aromatic amino acid metabolic process
Molecular function (GO): L-tyrosine:2-oxoglutarate transaminase activity; pyridoxal phosphate binding
Source: RefSeq, a predicted model, not a curated record